AUGUUUACAGUAAACGGCGUCACUAUGCCUUCAGCCACUGGCGGGAUGAGUUCUGAAUACGCACUAUCAUCAGUCGGCUCGAAUGCCAGUCAUCUGGCAAGCAAGGAAUAUGGUAUCAAUGCAGCCAAGCUCACGUUCUCGCCACACCAAAGUCCACCAUCGAAAGCGAAAUCUCCCAAUUCUCGUAAAUCGCCCGUGCCACCGCUGCGUCAAAAUCGUGCACUACUGGCAUCAACAAAAUCGGAAACAAAAACGGCCCUGACCGGUACUUCACGUGCGUUGCAUAGCAUGCCAUCGUACAUGUCACCAACGCUUUCAUCGCUCCAGAAAAUAAGGCCACGUUCAAAGUCAGUAUCUACUGCAUCCGCAAAAACUCCGCGCAGCGGAUACAGUUCCAAGCCAGUUUAUUGGCAGAACACUAAAUCCGGCCCAGUCAGCCGUAUUUCGCGUCGACAACGCUUCCCGACUUCCCGGCCGACUUCGCAAGGAUCAACUCUGAAGUGGUAUUCUCGAGCUGCCCAAGCAUCCAUUGGAAGUCCCGUGACCGAUGAAGCGUUUGAGAGCGAACCGGAAUCGUCAAGAGCAUCAGCUCGAGCACGUCGCAAAGUCAUCGUAUGGCAGCAAACGACGGCAGAGCCACUGCCGAGAAGCUCACGUUUUGAACGUUUUCCGACGACCAGUGGAACUCCAAGAAGCCGUGGUGUGAAUCGCACCAACAGCUCAUUGUCGCUGACACCAAGCGGAACUUUCUGGAAAAGCACAACACAAAGAACGCCAGAAAGAACUUCACGCUGGGAUCGCUUCACUGAGCGCCAGAGGACGGCGUCGGAACCAGGCCGAUCACGCUUCUCACGCUUUCGCAGUCCUGCGCCGCAUCUGUCCACAGCUCGAACAACAAGUAGUCAGCUGCGUACAGCUCGGCCCUGUAAGCAACUAUCUCCAAUGCUACCGCGAAAAGUCCGAAACGCACAGAAUCCCUACACGAAGCUUUUGCUCGGUCCAUCUUCCGAGUACCAAAUCGAGGAUGCCCAUGCUACAUCAGGAGCUGGUUCCUCAGAUGGAGCCAAGGAGAAUCUUUUUUGGCAACAAACCUCGUCACAACCGCCACCCCGAACAUCACGUACGGUGCGU
Messenger RNA from Gongylonema pulchrum, 1131 nucleotides. NCBI's taxonomy places the organism in Eukaryota, Metazoa, Nematoda, Chromadorea, Rhabditida, Gongylonematidae. The record is from the annotation of a GenBank genome assembly.